GGCAGCAAAAAUAGUACGCGUUUCUGACGCAGAUGUUACAUAUGCCAAUGUGGGGCAAAUCAUCUGCUGUUUUUACAUCUUGGUUUUUACAUAGGUACCUUGGGUUUUUUUAAUUAUUUAUCAUCUCUCGAUUUCUCCGUGCUUCUGGAAGUAGUCCUUGGUGGGCUCAACACUCAUUUGAAGCAGUUGUGUCAGGUCAGCAGAAUGGCGAAAACAAAGAAGCGAGCGCAGUCGCGCAUUAAGUCGAAGCCUAGCGGCUUCAACCCCGCGGGCCACAGUAUGAACCCGGACCGUGAGCAAGGCAAGGUGGAUCUGCGCGGAGCGCCAUUCGCGCGAGACCGCUCCACAAUCAAACGGUUGCAGAUGUACCGCAACCAGAAGGCCAAGCGCGACAAGCACGGCAAGAUCCUGCGGCCGAUGCCGUUCCAGUCGAAGCUGUCGCCGGGCUCGGUGGCCCGCGUCGAGCCCAACCAGCGCUGGUUCGGGAACACCAAGGUCAUCUCGCAGAACGCCCUGCAGCGCUUCCAGGAGGAGCUGGGUGCGGCUCAGAAGGACCCUUACCAGGUGGUGAUGAAGCAGAACAAGCUGCCCGUCACGCUGCUGUCGGAGCGCGCCAAGACGCAGCGCGUCCAUCUCCUCGACACGGAGAGCUUCGACAGCGUGUUUGGCCCGAAGCGGACGCGGAAGAGACCCAAGGUGCCGACCGGUGACCUGGAGAGCUACGCUCAGCGGGUGGCCGACACCCAGGAGAAGUACGAGCCAGAGAAGGACCGCGACCUUGUGCGAGACGCGCCCGACGUGCGCGAGGGCCAGCGCGACUGGGUGAUGGCGGCCGGACAGAGCAAACGCAUCUGGAACGAGCUCUACAAGGUGAUCGACUCGUCUGACGUGGUGGUUCAGGUUCUGGACGCCCGAGAUCCGAUGGGCACGCGCUCCGAGUAUGUCGAGAAGUACCUCAAGAAGGAGAAGGCACACAAGCACCUUAUAUUCGUGCUGAACAAGGUGGAUCUGGUGCCGACGUGGGUGACGCAGAAGUGGGUGGCUCUCCUGAGUCAGGAGUACCCGACCAUGGCGUUCCACGCGUCACUCACCAACUCGUUCGGCAAAGGUGCGCUGAUCAACCUGCUGCGUCAGUUUGGCAAACUCCACUCAGACAAGAAGCAGAUCAGUGUCGGAUUCAUCGGAUAUCCGAACGUCGGUAAGAGCUCCGUCAUCAACACCAUCAAGACGAAGAAGGUGUGCAAGGUGGCGCCGAUCGCCGGCGAGACCAAGGUGUGGCAGUACAUCGCGCUGAUGAAGCGGAUCUACCUGAUCGACUGUCCCGGAGUGGUGUACCCCUCGGGAGAGACAGACACGGAGAAGGUACUUAAGGGCGUGGUUCGCGUGGAGCUCAUCAGCAGCCCCGAGGACUACGUGCCGGCCGUGCUGGAGCGUGUGCGGCCCGAGUACAUGCGGCGCACGUACGGCGUCGGCUCGUGGACGGACUGUGAGGACUUCCUCGAGCGGAUCGCCAAGCGCACUGGCAAGCUGCUCAAAGGCGGCGGUCCGGACGUCAACACGGUCUCCAAGCAGAUCCUCAACGACUUCCAGCGGGGCCGCAUCCCGUACUUCGUCCCGCCGCCGGGCUGCGGCACCGCCAAACAGGCCGACGAAGCGGCCGCCGCUGCUUCUGAGACCGCAGAAUCAGCAGCGGCAGGUUCCAGCGAGCCGCAGCCGGGCAGCAGUGACGCCGCUGCGGCCGACGAGGGAGCUGACGAGUCGGAGGGCGGCGCGGUCACGACCGGCGCGAUCACAGCCGUCAGCCAGGACCUGAGUCGCGUGAGGACCGACCUGGAGUUCGAGGGCGACGACGACCAGCCGCUGCAGCAGGAGGGCGAGCUGUACGUCUCAGACGGCGAGCAGGAUGAGGACGAGAGCGACGCCGACGACGAGACGAUGCAGGUCGAGACGCGCCCGGCCGCCGACGCCACGCCGAAGAACAAGAGGAAGGCGGCGGGGAAGAAGAGGAAGCUGGAGGAUGACGAUGGGGAGGAAGGCAAAAAGCAAAAGAAGACGGCGAAGCAGAGACGGAAGGAGGAGAGGGAUAAGAAGACAAAGAAGAUCGGAUCGAACUUCUAUGACGUGGUGAAUGUGAAGAACAAGAACAGGAAUCGAAUAAAACCGAAGUCGCCUAAUGUUACUCCAGGGAAGCGGAAUCAGGGUAAAACACAGGGCAAGAAGGGAAAACGGACCCCAUGAGGCCAGCUACUGCUGGUGGACUGUUAAACAUAAAAUUGUGUACUUUUCUUACGUGCGCCUUGGGAUGAGUGGAGGUUGAACCUAUGGAGUGUGAUGGCAACUUGUUUUGCUGUUAUAUGAUGCCCGUGUGGUGACAGGCAUCUUGAUUCUUGAUGUUGAGUGAGCGGUCUGCUACUCUAUGGAGGAUGCCACAAUGUUCAUUUUUCGGCGGUUUCCCAACACGUGGGUGCGUGUUUUUACUGAAUCGCUGCCGGGUUCUCCCGAUUUCGUCUUAGGCGCUGGUGUGCGAAAUAUUUGUCCCUGCUCCGUAUAGGUAGGCACCCAGUCCGAGGCACAGACUGGCCAACGUGAACAUGAAUUGGUACGUGCCUUUAUCCGCUGCAGACACAUUGUGGGUCAUGUUUCGUGUAAUGAAUGAAUAUAUGAAUAGAAGUUCCCCA
Molecule: messenger RNA, 2678 nt
Organism: Amphibalanus amphitrite
Lineage: Eukaryota; Metazoa; Arthropoda; Thecostraca; Balanomorpha; Balanidae
Gene: Ns2
Product: nucleolar GTP-binding protein 2-like
Exons: 2
Coding region: 205-2238 (677 amino acids)
Cellular component (GO): nucleolus
Molecular function (GO): GTP binding
Source: RefSeq, a predicted model, not a curated record